Molecule: messenger RNA, 1086 nt
Organism: Polyodon spathula (Mississippi paddlefish)
Lineage: Eukaryota; Metazoa; Chordata; Actinopteri; Acipenseriformes; Polyodontidae
Product: trace amine-associated receptor 3-like
Exons: 1
Coding region: 1-1086 (361 amino acids)
Biological process (GO): adenylate cyclase-activating adrenergic receptor signaling pathway
Cellular component (GO): membrane
Molecular function (GO): G protein-coupled receptor activity
Source: RefSeq, a predicted model, not a curated record
AUGAGGAUUGUGGUCAUUAGCAGUGAAUUCUCCUUAGAGGGCAUUCUAAACCACACCUUGUCCCGCAGUGAGGCAGGUGUAUUGGAAGAAGUAGGACGAGGGUUCCUGGCUUCCACUCUGAUUGCAAUCACACUCAUAGCAGUUUUAGGUAACUUACUGGUAAUAAUAUCCAUUGCUUACUUUAAAAAACUGCAGACUCCCACCAACACCUUUCUUCUGUCUCUGGCUGUGUCUGACUUUCUGGUGGGAGUGCUGGUGAUGCCCUUCAGCCUAGUCAGGACCGUUGACAGCUGGAAGUUUGGGGAGACCUUCUGCAAGGUCCACUUCAUCCUGGAUGUCACGUUCUGCACCACCUCCAUCUAUAACCUCAGCUGCAUCGCCUUUGACCGCUACUUCACUGUGCGUGACCCAUUGAGGUACACCUACAGGAUGUCUACCAGCAGGAUGGCCAAGAUUCUUUUUCUGUGUUGGAUUCUUCCACUGCUGGUCUCCUGUGUCCCUGUGGUCCUGGACCUGCAUGUCAAGGGCACUGAGAAGCUUCUGAAAGAGUUUGGCCCCAAUAUUUGUAUACUAGUGGUUAACAUCCCCUAUGCCGUUGUUGCUUCUAUGCUUUGCUUCUACAUACCAGCAGCCAUCAUGUUGGCAGCUUAUGGAAAGCUCUUCAGAGUUGCCCGGAAGCAGGCGAGGCAGAUAGAUACUGUUGAGAACCAAGUCAACAGCCGAAUUUUCUGUCCCCUGAGAGCAAGGCAGAGGUUUACUAUGAAAAAGGAACGGAAAGCAACCAAAACUCUGAGCAUAAUUAUGGGCGUCUUCUUGGUCUGUUGGCUCCCAUUCUUCAUCGUAAACAUAAUAAACCCGUUCAUGGGAUACAGCACGAGCCCCAUCGUUCUGGAGGUGUUUCUUUGGCUGGGGUACAUCAACUCAUCCAUGAACCCCUUUUUACAUGGAUUCUUCAACAAGUCCUUUCGACGAGCUUUUGUAAUUAUCCUGGGCUGCAAGAUGAUAGGGAGGCAAUUUCAAGACAGUGACCUUUCUGGAGACACCCGCAGACAGGCUCAUACAGAACUCAGCACCUUCUCAAGAUAA